AUGUUUCCUUCUAACUUCAACAUGCAGCUUCUGGCUGUUGUGACUUUACUUUUGGCCAAUGCAUUUGCCAACCCGAUAAGGCGCAGUGACGACGAGACUACAGGUGCCAGACUUCCUGGUCUCUUUGGACUCUUUACCACUGUUGCUACAUCUGCCCUAACUACUAGUGAACUUGUAAGUCAAAUACUGUUCACCAUGCCUUUGACUUUCCUACUCUCACUUGAAAAUGAUUUCCUCAAACUUGAGCAACACUUGAACUUGGCCACUGGUCUUUCAAAAGGGCACCAUAGCUAAUUCCAAGUUGUUCAGGUUGCCAUUGUCGUCAUUUCAAGCUCAACCAUCUACAUUCAAGAACCCAACUUCUUUCCUACUACCGUAUGGAGCGUACCUGAAAUGACUCCUUCUGGUACAGCUGACCCUAUUACUACCGAGUCAAGUACACCAUACAGCUUUUCAACACCUUUCCUUAAUUAUAACGCAUCAACAACACUACUUUCUUCUACUGAUACUGUUUUUUCCACUUCGGCACCAGGUAUAACAGAUCAGGCCCAGAUAAAAGUAGUGACAACUUCAUCUUGCAACACUGACAUCGCUGGCGUGACCAUCCCUACCAGCGCUCUCACUACCACAGAGUUCAUUGCGGUUGAAACUCUCUGGUGAAACAAUCUACAUCCAGGAGCUAAGUUAUUAUCCCACCAAGACAUAUUAUGGCAUUCCCGCAUCAUCAACAACAUCGACCCUGUCUUGCAAUACAGCUGUUGCAAAUGUGACAAUUGAUGUUAGCAAUCUUACUAUCGGACAGCUCGUUGCUACACCUGUUAUCUGUGGAAGCGUGGUAUACAUUCAGGAGCCAAACUUCUACACAUCGAAGACUUAUAACGGCAUCCCUGUUUCUGCGAAAACAACUUCCGCCGUAGUCUCGUGCACCACUAGGGCGGCUAUUAAAGCACGUAUGCCGCAAGCACGUACUGGUCAUAAUAUACCUUUCUUUGAUCAAAAGAGACCAACCUCGCUCCACCAAGCCGACCGAAAUUGGGUCAAGAGUGUCCCAAGUAGCGUUGCGGGAAAUCAAGGUGCGCGGGCUUUCCGGGAAAGGCAGGGAUAA
Molecule: messenger RNA, 1105 nt
Organism: Sclerotinia trifoliorum
Lineage: Eukaryota; Fungi; Ascomycota; Leotiomycetes; Helotiales; Sclerotiniaceae
Source: the annotation of a GenBank genome assembly